GAAUGCUUUAAUAAGUAUAAACUAAAGAUAGAGAAAAAAUUGAACUUUUCUUUUCUGCAAGAGGUUUAGCUAAUAAAGAUGUAUUAUCUGAUAGUGAUCCUUAAUUAUAUUUAUAUUUAAAGGAAGGAAAGUAAGGAGUAGAAAAAUUAAUUGUGAAAACUGAGGUUAAAAAAAACAAUCUUAAUCCAGAUUGGAAAGUAAUUAAAUAUUUUUAUGUUUAGGUAUCUGUAGUUUUAGACUUUAUUUUUGAAGUAAGUCAAUAUCUAAGAAUUUUAGUUGUGGAUAGUGAUGGAGAAGAUCUAAAGGAUGAUGAUAUAAUUGGUACAUUAAAUGUAUAUAUUUUGCUAUAAUUGAUAGACUACAGUAGGAGAGAUUAUGGGAUCGAGAAAUUAAAUUUAUAUAGGUUAACUUUCACAUAAAAAUAAAUAAACAGGAAAAGUGUUGGUAAAAGCAGACAAAAGACAAGAGAUUGGAGGAACAAAUUAAUUAAUAUAUUGGUAAUGGUAUGGAAAAAAAAUAAAAAAUAUGGAUGGGUGGUUUGGAGUAUCAGAUCCUUUUUUAAGAUUUUUUAAAUGGCAUAAAAAUUCUGAUUGGUUAAUGGUACAUGAAACAGAAUUCAUAAAAGAUAAUGAAAAUCCAAUUUGGAAAGGAUUUGAAAUAUCUCAUGAUAAAUUACAUGAUGAAAAUCCACAAUAACCUAUAAAAAUAGAACUUUGGGAUAAUGAAAAAGAUGGAAAACAUUAAUAUAUUGGAUAAGUUGAAGUUACUAUUGAAAAAAUAUUUUUUAAAGAGAUACAUGAAUUUUAAGUGAAGACUCCAAAAGGGGUAUUUAAUAAAAUCUAAUAUAUUUAGGAAUUUGGAGGUACUAUUGGAAUAAAAAGUUUUUAAAAACCAUCUUUUAUUGACUAUUUAAAAGGAGGAGAAUAAAUUAAUUUAUAGAUAGCAAUUGAUUUUACAGGAUCAAAUGGAGAUCCACGAAAUUCACAUUCAUUACAUUAUAAUACUCCUAAUUAAUUAAACUAAUAUUAAAAUGCAUUGAGUUAAGUAUCUGAAAUAUUACUAAAUUAUGACUUUGAUAAAAAAGUACCUGUUUAUGGUUUUGGUGGUAUACCUUCUUUACCUAAUUAUCAUAAAAGUUCAACAGAUGAUUGGUAAUUUUUAAUUUUAUUAUUAAAAUAGCUUUCCAUUAAAUGGAAAUAAAAAAGAUCCAGAAGUUUAUGGAUUAGAAGGAAUAAUGAAUAUUUAUAGAUAAGCUUUAAAUCAUAUAUCAUUAAGUGGUCCAACAGUUUUUGCUCCUGUUAUAGAAAAUGCUAUUGAAAUUGCUGAUUAGAAUAAAAAAAAAGAUAUUUAUAAUGUUUUAUUAAUUAUGACUGAUGGUUAAAUUGAUGAUAUGAAUGAAUGUAUAAAGUUGGUAAAAAAAGCAGCAAAACUUCCAUUAUCUAUUAUUAUUGUAGGAGUUGGAAAUGCUAAUUUUAAAAUGAUGGAAGAAUUAGAUGGAGAUGGUCCAUAAUAUUAGGAUUGUUUAAGAGAUGUUGUUUAAUUUGUUCCAUUUUUAAAAUACUCUGGACAACCUGGUGCAUUAGCUUAAGAAUUAUUGUCAGAAUUACCAGAUUAAUUAAUUUAAUAUAAAUAAUUAAUUGGUAAGGGUCCUAAUCCUGCUUAAUAAAUUGAUUUAAGUAAAUUAGCAUGA
This is a messenger RNA of Paramecium sonneborni, 1690 nucleotides long. The record is from the annotation of a GenBank genome assembly. Lineage: Eukaryota; Ciliophora; Oligohymenophorea; Peniculida; Parameciidae.